This is a messenger RNA of Onthophagus taurus, 465 nucleotides long. The record is from RefSeq and is a predicted model, not a curated record. Lineage: Eukaryota; Metazoa; Arthropoda; Insecta; Coleoptera; Scarabaeidae.
AUGUACAAUGAGCAGAAAUGUGAAAAUGUCUUGGAUUCUUUAUUAGAAGAAUAUACUGAAAGAUUUGCAAAUUUUGAUGAUCACACUCCUGCUUUGAAAUUGGUAUUUGAACCACAUUUAGUAGAUAUAUCCGAUGCUCCUACCGAAUUACAAAUGGAGUUAUUCCAAUUGGCAGAAGAUAAUAUUCUCAAAUAUCUUUUUGACGCUAAAAAGGACCCCUUAGAAAUCUGGAAAAAUACUGUUGAAUAUCCAUGCCUACGAGAGCAUGCACGCCAUAUACUUUCCUGUUUUGGAAGCACUUACUGCUGCGAGUCAACAUUUUCUAUCAUGACAAAAAUUAAAACAAAUUUAAGAACGCAAAUUACAAAUACUCAUUUAGAGGACCAAUUAAGGCUGCGCGUUACGAAGCUUAAUCCAAAUAUUCAAGUACUGUCAAGCAAGAAACAAAUGCAAAUAUGCCACUAA